Oryctolagus cuniculus (rabbit) is the source of this 1710-nucleotide messenger RNA. It is a transcript of the gene ENTPD2, whose product is annotated as ectonucleoside triphosphate diphosphohydrolase 2. Gene Ontology annotation, molecular function: GDP phosphatase activity; UDP phosphatase activity; ribonucleoside triphosphate phosphatase activity. The record is from RefSeq and is a predicted model, not a curated record. Gene Ontology annotation, cellular component: plasma membrane. NCBI's taxonomy places the organism in Eukaryota, Metazoa, Chordata, Mammalia, Lagomorpha, Leporidae. Gene Ontology annotation, biological process: nucleoside diphosphate catabolic process.
GCCCCGCCCCGGGCGUCUACCCCGCGGUCCCGGGCGCGGGCCGCCUCCGCAGCCCCCAGCUCGCGGCUCUGCGCUCCCGUGCGCCCGCCCAUGGCCAAGAAGGUGCUGCCGCUGCUGCUGCCGCCGCUGGUGCUGGCGGCGCUGGGCCUCGCCGGCCUUCUGCUGCUGUACCUGCCCACCCGCGACGUCCGGGAGCCGCCGGCCUUCAAGUACGGCAUCGUCCUGGACGCCGGCUCCUCCCACACGUCCAUGUUUGUGUACAAGUGGCCGGCGGAUAAGGAGAACGACACGGGCAUCGUGAGUGAGCACAGCUCCUGCCACGUUCGAGGUGGAGGAAUCUCCAGCUACGCGGACAACCCGUCCGGGGCUGGCCAGAGCCUGGUCGAAUGCCUUGAGCAGGCGCUCCGAGAUGUGCCCAGAGACAGCCACGUGGGCACGCCCCUCUACCUGGGCGCCACAGCGGGCAUGCGGCUACUCAACCUGCGCAGCCCGGAGGCGGCUGACGCCGUGCUCGCAGCCGUGGAGCGGAAGCUGGCCCAGUACCCCUUCGACUUCCGCGGGGCACGCAUCCUCUCCGGCCAGGACGAGGGGGUGUUUGGCUGGGUGACCGCCAACUACCUCCUGGAGAACUUCAUCAAGUACAGCUGGGUGGGCCGGUGGUUCCGGCCCCGGAAGGGGACGCUGGGGGCCAUGGACCUGGGAGGGGCCUCCACACAGAUCACCUUCGAGACGUCCAGCCCCGUGGAGGACCCAGCCAACGAGGUGCACCUGCAGCUCUACGGCCAGCACUACCGUGUCUACACCCACAGCUUCCUCUGCUACGGCCAGGACGAGGUCCUCCAGAAGCUGCUGGCCAGUGCCCUCCAGACCCACAGGACCCACCCCUGCUGGCCCAGGAAUUACUCCGCCGAAGUACAGCUCCGGGACGUGUACCAGUCGCCGUGCGUCGGACAGCCCCAGGCCCUCAACGGCAGUGACCGGGUGGUCCUGCAGGGCUCCGGCGACCCCGACCUCUGCCGAGCCCUGGUCUCCCAGCUCUUCAACGUCUCCACCUGCGGCUUCUCCCGGUGCUCCUUCGAUGGGGUCUUCCAGCCCCCUCUGGCUGGGAGCUUUAUCGCCUUCUCUGCUUUCUACCACACGGUGGAGUUCCUGAGGACCAAGAUGGGGCUGCCGGUGGCCACGCUGCAGCAGCUGGACGUGGCCGUGGAGACCACCUGCAAGCAGACCUGGGCAGAGCUGCAGGCUCGGGCGCCCGGGCAGCUGGACCGCCUGGCCAACUCCUGCGCGGCAGCCACGUUCGUGCAGCAGCUGCUGAGCCGCGGCUACGGCUUCGACGAGCGCACCUUCGGCGGCCUGACGUUCCAGAAGCAGGCCGCGGACACAGCGGUGGGCUGGGCGCUCGGCUACAUGCUGAACCUGACCAACCUGGUGCCCUCCGACCCGCCGGGACUGCGCAAGGGCCUGCAGCGCGGCGCCUGGCUCGUCGUCCUCCUGCUCUUCGCCGCCUUGCUCCUGGCCGCGCUGGCGCUGGGGCUGCGCCAGGUGCGCUCCGCCAAGGCGCAGCGCGCCAUCUAGCGGCGGCCGGGCGCAAGGCAGCCCGCGGAACCCCGGCCCGCACCCGCAGGGCGCCGCUGCGGCCCCUCCGUGGCCGGGCUGGCCUUAGGCCUGGGGAGGGGCUGGGGCUCCGGAGCCCUGGGAGCCCCCCUUCCG